UAGAGAUCUGGCGGCGGAGGCGGGCGUGCGGGCCGCCAGGCACAUGGCAGCGGCGGGACGAGUAGAGGCAACAGGGUCUGUCAGCCGUCGAAAUAGAUGCCGGUCGAGUCUCGGCGCGGCAGCUGAUGAAUCCGCCGCAACUCGUCGAUGACGGCGCAACAUGCCAAGAAAGCGGGGAAGAAGCAGGGGAGGUGGCGGUUCGCGGGCGUCAUGCACAAUGCCCGAUGCCACAGUGGUUGAGUAUAAGAAUCGGCGGGGCCGCGGCGCCUUGCUCAACGCUCCCGCUUUGCAAUUUUUCUUCCUUCACUUUGACGCCUGUCUGUCAACCCUCAUUCUUGUUUCUCGGUUAGACACAUUGACUUGCCGUCUUUCCCAAUAACAACAACCAACCACCACCAUGGCUCCUCCCCACCCUUUUCAGGCCCACGCCCCCGACGGCCGCAAGAACGGCGACCUCUACCGCGACUACAAUGACGACCGCCAUGCCACGUCGCAGGACACUCUGUAUACCAUGAGCAACGGGGCUCCCUACCCGCACCCGUAUGAGACUCAGCGCAUGGGCGAGAACGGACCGCUGCUGCUGCAGGAUUUCCACCUGGUGGACCUGCUGUCGCACUUCGACCGCGAGCGUAUCCCCGAGCGUGUCGUGCACGCCAAGGGCUCCGGUGCUCACGGUUUCUACCGCACGACGGACCCGCUCGACGACCUCUGCGUCGCCGAUAUCUUCCAGGCCGGCAAGAUGUGCCCCAUCACUGUCCGUUUCUCUACCGUCGGUGGCGAGAGUGGCUCCCACGACUGCGCUCGCGAUCCCCGUGGCUUCGCUGUCAAGUUCCGCACUGACGAGGGCAACUGGGAUAUGGUUGCCAACAACACGCCCGUCUUCUUCCUCCGCGACCCCGCCAAGUUCCCCCACUUUAUCCACACACAGAAGCGCGACCCGGCGACGCACCUGUCGGGUGCGGACGACUCGACCAUGUUCUGGGACUACCUGUCGCAGAACCCCGAGUCGGUCCACCAGGUCAUGGUCCUCAUGGGUGACCGUGGUAUCCCCGAUGGCUACCGCUUCAUGCACGGCUACAGCGGACACACAAUGAAGUUGGUCAACAAGAAGGGCGACUGGGUCUACGCUCAGUUCCACUUCAAGUCGAAGCAGGGCACCCGCUUCCUCACGCAGCAGGAGGCCGGCACCAAGUCGCCCGACCACUCGCAGAAGGAUCUGUAUUUCGCCAUUGAGAACGGCGACUACCCUGGCUGGGAUGUGGCGGUGCAGACCAUGACGCCUACUGAGGCCGAGGAGCUGUGGGAGAAGCAGCGCAUCAACGUCUUUGACUUGACGCACAUCUGGCCGCAGAAGCAGUUCCCGCUGCGCAAGGUUGGCGAGUUCUUCCUCAACGAGAACGCGAAGAACUACUUCGCCGAGGUCGAGCAGGCCACCUACAACCCGGCGCACAUGCCCCCGGGUAUCGAGCCUUCAGCCGACCCCGUCCUGCAGUCUCGUCUCUUCUCUUACCCGGACACUCACCGCCACCGUGUUGGUGUCAACUACCAGCAGCUGCCCGUCAACGCGCCGCGCGUGCCGUACCGCAUGGCCAACUUCCAGCGUGACGGCAGCAUGGCCUUCUACAACCAAGGCUCGCGCCCCAACUACCUGUCGUCGAUCCAGCCCAUCAGCUUCCGCAACCGCACCAUUGACCUGAACAAGACGCACAGCCACUUCAUCGGCGAGGCCACGACCUUCCUGUCGGAGAUCCGGCCGGAGGACUUCAACGCGCCGCGCGCGCUGUGGGAGCGCGUCUUCGACGACGGCGCCAAGGAGCGCUUCAUCAGCAACGUGUCGGGCCACAUGAGCACCUGCCGCGAGAAGGAGAUUAUCAAGCGGCAAAUUGCCAUCUUCCGCGAGGUCAGCGAGGACAUGGCCUCGCGGCUGGAGAAGGCGACGGGCGUCAAGGGCUACGACGGCAUCUCGGGCCUGCGCUUCAACGGCUCCCACAACGGCAUGGCGCGCAGUGCUGACUUGCGCGCCGCUAACGGCCAGGAGCCCAAGGCCGGCUUCUCGGCUACGGACAACAAUGGCGCGCCGCGCAAGGGUACGCACAACCUUGAGCUGCUCAAGCAGUAGAGGCCGCGCUCCUUAUGAGGACAUGACUGGUCGGAUAUUGUUUUUUUUUACGCGUUGAUGAUAGCCUGUGUAUACUCUUGAUUUGAAUGGAGCGAAAUGGAAUCUUUCUUUUGAUUGACGCACAAACAGCGUGCUCUCUCCUCGCUUUUUGUCAGAAUAUGCUUUUGUGAUCCGAGGGAAGUAGGCAUGAUGAUGAUGGGAACCAGAGCGUAGCAGUGACGUCAGCAAAGCGUGGCGUAUUUAGUUUAAUGAGAAGUGGUUUAUGCCGUUGG
Aplosporella prunicola CBS 121167 is the source of this 2391-nucleotide messenger RNA. RefSeq lists its product as uncharacterized. Bases 398 to 2119 code for a protein of 573 amino acids. Gene Ontology annotation, molecular function: heme binding; catalase activity. Lineage: Eukaryota; Fungi; Ascomycota; Dothideomycetes; Botryosphaeriales; Aplosporellaceae. The transcript has 2 exons. Gene Ontology annotation, cellular component: mitochondrion; peroxisome; cytoplasm. The record is from RefSeq and is a predicted model, not a curated record. Gene Ontology annotation, biological process: hydrogen peroxide catabolic process; response to hydrogen peroxide.